AUGUCAAAUCUUUCAAAAAGAAAGCUAUAUAUUACUUCAGGUGACUACGAAGACUUUGUUUCAGAGAAAAAAAUUAAAAAGAAUAUUGACUACAACAAAAUAUAUAUUGAAUUAAAUGAGGCGGAGGAUGAGUUGUUCAAACUUCUCAUUGACUAUACGAAAUUUAACAAUUUAAAGACAACGGUCAGAGUUGCAGGGGGAUGGGUCAGAGACAAGAUCUUAAGAUUUAUUAACCUAAAUAAUAUAAAAAACAAUACUAAUAAGGAUGAUUACGAUGAUCAGCAAAUUGCAAUAUUUAAGAAGGAUGUAGAUAUAGCAUUGGACGAUAUCUCUGGUAAGGAGUUUGCUUUGGGGUUCAAUAUGUGGUUACAAACUUACCAUAACUACCCUAAACAUAGUGUGGGGAUAAUUAAUAGAGAUCCAGAAAAAAGCAAGCACCUAGAAACUGCAACACUGUCUUGGAAUGAUAUUAGUAUUGAUUUUGUUGGCUUGAGAUCGGAGAUAUACACUUUGGAAAGCAGAAUCCCAAUAGUUAGUCUCGGAACUGCUGAGGAGGACGCUUUUCGGAGAGAUUUUACAAUAAACAGCAUUUUCUAUAAUUUGAAUGAACGAAAGAUCGAGGACUUGACAUGCAAAGGAAUCGAAGAUUUAUAUAAUAAAGUAAUCAGAACCCCAUUAGACCCAAUGAAGACUUUCCUAGAUGAUCCUCUUAGAGCAUUAAGGGCUUUCAGAUUCACUUCUAGGCUACACUUUAAGUUAGAAAAGGAAUUGUUAAAUGCAUGCAGGGAUAAAUCUCUUCACGAUGCAUUGCAAACCAAGAUAAGUAGAGAAAGAGUAGGAUCAGAGGUUCACGAAAUGAUUUCAAACAAACAUACCGGGAACCCUGCAAUCGGCCUUCGGUUAAUAGUUAACACUAAUUUGGUUGAUUCCGUGUUCAAAAUUCCUGAAAAUGAGUUAAUAUAUAGCUUCAUAAAUGAUUCGAAGUAUAAUAGUUUUUCAGAUUUUGGAGAUUGGAGUUUCCAAGGCCCGUACUUGGUCGAAUUAACUCACAGAAUAAUUGAGGCAUUGAACUCGGAUAAUUUAAGUAAUUGCUUUAAUAAUAUGUUUGAUUCUAAGAAAUUAGAGGUCAUUAGAAAGCUAUUAAAUAUUGAGCAUGAAUCGAAUUGGGGAGUCUCUACAUAUUUCUCUUUCCUGCUUCCUCUUUUCCACCAUUAUUAUAGGGAUGAAAAGAGUAAAGAAGUACCAUUGGCCAAAUACAUACUAUCAAGCUCAUUGAAACUCUCAAACAAAAUUACUAACUCAGUAAUGAAACUAUUUGAUUCUUUAUUAAGAAUUGUUCACAGAGUCGUUAGAAUAGAUUCUUUAAAUGAAUUGGCCAACUUUACCUUAGUAGAAAACCAGAAUAGAAACAAACUUAAAGUUGACAUUUAUUCUAAAGAAUUCUUAAACUCUAUUGGAGAUUCACUUUUACCAGAAAUUUGGAGCUUUUACUCCAAAUACUUUAAGAGCUACUUAGAGGCACAGAGCAUAACUAAUAAACAUACAAAUAACAAACAUGCCCAAGAUCAAAAAAGAUACGAGUUCUUGCAAAGAAGGGUUGAACUUGGAAUUUUCGUGUCUUACACUGGGAACCUCUGGCUCGAAAUGUUAAUUGUUUUGUUUUCCCUGGAUAUAAUUCACAUUAGAAGACUAAAGACUCAUAAUUUAGGAUGUUGGUCAGACGCGGAGCUCCUGGAUUUACUUAACUCUCACCCCUAUAUGGAUCUGAUCAGACAAAUUCUUGAAAUCAAAAUGGCAAAUUUUUACAAUUUUAAAAACCCGAUAGACGGACAUUUGAUUUAUAAACAUUUUCCGCAACUCCAAAAAGGACCAAAAUAUAAAUUCAUUAUAAAUCUUAGCUUUUUGUGGUUUAUGGCCUUUUCACAAGAUCCAGAAAACCACACUCCCACAGAAGUUUCAGAAUGCAUGGAAUUUAUCCAUGAAAAUUUCAAAGAAACAUUAGAGUUGAAUUCUCUUUAA
Messenger RNA from Cryptosporidium ubiquitum, 2019 nucleotides. Its product is annotated as tRNA adenylyltransferase. Gene Ontology annotation, biological process: tRNA 3'-terminal CCA addition. The coding region runs from base 1 to 2019 and encodes 672 amino acids. NCBI's taxonomy places the organism in Eukaryota, Apicomplexa, Conoidasida, Eucoccidiorida, Cryptosporidiidae. The record is from RefSeq and is a predicted model, not a curated record. Gene Ontology annotation, molecular function: RNA binding; ATP:3'-cytidine-cytidine-tRNA adenylyltransferase activity. The transcript has a single exon.